This is a messenger RNA of Rotaria socialis, 828 nucleotides long. Lineage: Eukaryota; Metazoa; Rotifera; Eurotatoria; Philodinida; Philodinidae. The record is from the annotation of a GenBank genome assembly.
AUGUUAACGGCCAAGAGUCAAAUAGAAAUCGCGACUGAAGAUGGAAUUGAGCGGGUUGCACCACAAAGUAGCUACACGAUGGAUGGUCCAGCGAUGAACAUCAAUAACAGAUCGAACUAUGUACAUGCGGGCAUCUCAUCACUAAUUAACUGCGAAACGCUUCAUAUACAUCCAACCUCAGAUAUAUUUGAUCCAACGAAAAGCUAUGUUGGCUUAAUUAGCUAUUUAACUGGCGAUAUUUAUAUAAGAGAGUCAGAUUGGAUUUUGAACAAUAUAUCACAAAGGAAAGGACGACGUCACGGGGAUUCUUUGCAUGACCGAUUAUUUUAUUCUAUCUAUAGACGUUGGAAAAAACAAAACACAACAUUUAUUGGAGGUGGAUUUUCUCAUGUAGACAAUGAGUGGACAUUUAUCUGUAGAACACUGAAUACAGAGAAUGACGACCAUCAUUUAAAGAAAUUUGACGAAAUAAUCUUACAACUGAUAAUUAAUAAUAUAUACAUCAAUCAUCGAUGGCUAGGAAUGCAUCCUGAUCAUCGUAUCGAUUGUAAAAGUUUAGAUGCAAUGGAACGAAACAAAAAAUAUAUUUGCAGAGCCGAUUCUUCGAAUAUUCAUGUCAACAGAAAACUUCAUGGUACUGUAAAAUGGUUAAACAAUCAACGCCGUCGUCUUGGCUUUAUAGAAUGCAUUGGUCUUGAUAGAGAUUUUUAUAUUCAUGCAACAACCAUAUUGAAUAACCAUUCAUAUUCCGGGGAAAACGUUGAAUUUAAUAUUAUACAAGGAUGUCAUGGAUGGAAAGCGGGAACUAUAACUGCUAUUUGGCCUUAA